Tarenaya hassleriana is the source of this 3917-nucleotide messenger RNA. RefSeq lists its product as uncharacterized. The record is from RefSeq and is a predicted model, not a curated record. The coding region runs from base 356 to 3754 and encodes 1132 amino acids. Gene Ontology annotation, biological process: microtubule-based movement. Gene Ontology annotation, molecular function: microtubule binding; ATP binding; microtubule motor activity. The transcript has 17 exons. NCBI's taxonomy places the organism in Eukaryota, Viridiplantae, Streptophyta, Magnoliopsida, Brassicales, Cleomaceae.
GAAAAGGAAAGUAUCGUCCUUUUUUCUUAUCAUAAUCAUAACAAUCUCUCUGCUCAAUUCUUUCUUCUUCCUCUUCCAUCUCUUCGAUUUUGAAAUUGCUCACCCUUUUAUUCGACCCCUUGAUCGUUUCUUCGAAUUCAGAUGGAGGGUUGCUGUGAUCAAUGGCAAAACCCCUUUAUCGCAACCGAUGCUUCCUGACAACGCAAAAGCUGAUCUUUCUGUGAGAUCUGAAUCUGACAUUUUGUUUGGAAGAUCCCUUCGAGGUUUUUGAGCUCGACCCAGUUUUCUGUUUUGUUAUUCUUCGGUAUUUUGUUUCCUUUCAUCGGCAGCUGAAGAAGCUUUAGAAUCGAGCUCCAUGGAUCUGCCGACGGGAGACCUGAAUUCUAGUUGCCAAAUCAGUCAAGAUGCCCAUUUCGAGCAAUCUAGUCCGGAAUUGAUGGAAGUUCAAGAAAGUCGUGAUACAGUUGAUAGCCCUCUCGAUGGUGAAUACAGGUUAGGAUUUCCUCUAACAUCUCCUGAUCUAGUAAUUUGUGGGGCUUCACCUGAUAUUCCGAGAGUUAGCUGUGGAGGUUCACCGGAAUUUGCUCAGAAAAACAAGUUUUCCACCGAACUCUCUCUGGAGAAUGGCAUUGAUGGUCCUGAUACCCGAGACAGCCGGAAAACCCCAGCCGUAAAGUUUUCAACAAUCUGCCAAACAUUCGGCUACGAGUUGUCUCCCGAGUCUUCCUUCGAGCUACCUCAUCCACUCGACCAUUUCAGGGAGGGUUCAAGUCCUAUCAUAAGUAUCAACUCGGGCUCUACAAGUGAAACUGUGACAGUGGGAGAUGUAAAUUUCUCGAAGGAUGAAUUUUUCAGUGGGGGUGAAACUAUCAGAACUGAUGCUGCUGUUGGUGAAGGAGACGAGCUCCUGUUGUACCAAACAGCUCGAUCUGGUAACUUCUCUUACAAGUUUCAGUCUUUGGAGCCUGGUGACUACUUAAUAGACCUGCAUUUUGCUGAAAUUGAGUUCAUCGAUGGCCCGCCUGGGAUUCGAGCAUUUGAUAUAUUUAUUCAAGGAGCGAAGGUCAUAUCCUGCUUGGAUUUAUUUGCUCAAGUAGGAGCAAACAGACCUCUUGUGAUAGCAGACUUAAGGAUGCUAGUUGAUCAUAAAGGGGAGUUAUCAAUCAGAUUCGAAGGAGUGACAGGGAUCCCAAUUCUGUGUGGCAUUUGUAUUAGGAAAGAUGGAAUAAGUACAUAUGUUGAAGAAGCUGAACCACUGGAGGUUGAAGAUACAAUUGACACUGUUCAGUCUCAAUCAGCAGAAGAUAUGGGUGUCUGCAUGGCUGAAAAUGAACAUCAAAAAUUGAGAAGUGAUUAUGAGAGCCAGAAGAAAGAGUUAGCAGAAACGAGGAGAAUGGUGGAAGAACUUAAGCAAGAGAAUCAACUUAAGAGUAAAGAAUCUGAGGAUGCCUGGAAUUCUCUCCGGGAGCUUCAAAAUGAACUCAUGCGGAAGUCGAUGCAUGUUGGCUCUUUGGCUUUCGCCAUCGAGGGCCAAGUCAAAGAGAAGAGCAGAUGGUUCUCUUCAUUAAGAGAUUUGACAAGAAAAUUGAAGAUUAUGAAAAUGGAGCAAAUUAAGCUAUUGGAGGAGGCCUCCACAUACAAAAUGCUAGCCAAAGAUAUGAAUGAAAUGGGCUCUCAAAUCCAGUCGAAAAUGAAACAGCAAGCAGAGUUGCAUGAAGAUCUCAAAGUCAAAUUUGUUGGAGGAGAAAAAGAAAGGAAGGAACUGUACAACAAGAUUCUAGAGCUGAAAGGAAACAUCAGGGUCUUUUGUAGAUGUCGGCCCUUAAACUCUGACGAAAUUGCGGCAGGAACUUCUUUGGCUUUUGAUGUCGAGUCGGCCAAAGAUGGAGAACUCGUAGUCAUGUCAAAUGGGGUUCCCAAGAAAACCUUCAAGUUCGAUGCUGUUUUUGGUCCUCAAGCUUCCCAAGCUGAUGUUUUCGAAGACACUGCUGCGUUUGCCACAUCAGUUAUCGAUGGAUACAAUGUUUGCGUAUUUGCUUAUGGCCAGACCGGUGCAGGGAAAACCUUUACCAUGGAAGGAACAGUGAAUGACCGGGGUGUGAAUUACAGAACACUUGAAAAACUAUUUCAGAUAGUUAAAGAACGAGAAAAUCUAUACAAAUAUGAGAUCUCAGUCAGUGUCUUGGAAGUUUACAAUGAGCAAAUAAGAGAUUUACUGGUCCCAAUUUCUCACAUUGCACCGGCGGCAAGAAAACUCGAGAUAAGGCAAGUAAGUGAAGGAAUCCACCAUGUACCAGGCUUGGUUGAAGCACGUGUAAGAAGCAUAGACGAGGUCUGGGAUGUUCUGAAAGCUGGAAGCAGUGGUAGGGCUGUUGGAUCAACAACUGCUAAUGAGCAUAGCAGCCGAUCUCACUGCAUUCACUGUGUAAUGGUGAGAGGAGAGAAUUUGUUGAAUGGAGAAUGCACAAAGAGCAAACUUUGGUUAGUGGAUUUAGCAGGAAGUGAACGAGUUGCAAAGACAGAAGUGCAAGGAGAACGACUUAAGGAGACUCAGAACAUUAACAGAUCAUUGUCUGCCCUCGGUGAUGUCAUAUUUGCUCUUGCAAACAAAAGCCCUCAUAUUCCUUUCAGAAAUUCAAAGCUCACCCACUUGCUUCAAGAUUCUCUAGGAGGAGACUCGAAGACCCUCAUGUUCGUGCAAAUCAGUCCUAAUGAGAAAGACCUCAGCGAGACACUAUGCUCGCUGAAUUUUGCUAGCAGGGUGAGAGGGAUAGAGCUGGGGCCUGCAAAGAGGCAGUUGGACAAUACUGAACUCUUGAGAUACAAGCAAAUGGUUGAUAAAUCAAAGCAAGAUAUGAAAGGAAAAGAAACGCAAAUGAAGAAAAUGGAGGAAGUAAUCUACGGUUUAGAAUCAAAGAUCAAGGAACGAGAUGCUAAGUACAAGACGCUCCAAGAUAAGGUCAAAGAACUUGAAUUGCAACUGCUGGUGGAGAGGAAAUUAGCUCGUCAACAUGUGGACACCAAGAUUGCUGAGCAGCAGCAGAAGGCAAUCCAGCAGAAUGAGGAUGAAAACAAUGGACCGACAAAUCCACAAUUAGCAAACAGAGUCCUAGGAAGCAACUGGAACUCAAAUGAAGCAGCAGUUCUGAAAGAGACUGUAAAUCCAGCCCGACCACCGCUUUCUGAGAACAACACCUACAAUCAACUUCCUUUACCUCUCCCUACAUCUGAUGGUAGUCUCAAAUACAUUGACCUCAUGGAGAAAGAGAACAACCCAGAAGCGAUUGAGCAAAUGCGAGUACCCAAGAGGACAGGAAGAGCCUCCAUUUGCACCUUUGCGAAAAGGGUCCCACCAGCCCCGGUUCCAAGGAGGAGUUCCCUUGCUCCACUCCCCUUCAUCCCAACUCCAUCACCUUCAUCUCUAAUGGCACCACGCCGAGUUGACAGGAUCACUGAGGAGGAAAACUGUCCUGAUCAAGUUCAUUGCAUCAGUCCAAAGCUACAAAAAAGUAAUGGAAAGAUGCUUAGCAGUAUACUAAGACGAAGCCUGCACAAAAGGAUGCAAAUGAGGACAUCCCCAAGACAGCAUCACUUGAGAAGAGGAGGCAUAAAUGUCGGAAUGGAGAAGGUCAGAGUCUCCAUAGGAAGCAGAGGAAGAUUAGCUCAAAGAGUACUGCUAACCAAUGCUCGUAGAGCAGGUUUAAAGGAGACCCAACAGAGACAGAUUCAAAAGGAGAAAGACAGAUGGGUUUGAACACUGUUAAUCCAUUUUCAUUCUAUGGGAUGAUUGAUGCUUAUCAUCCUUUCCAUUUGUGUGGUUUGUGUCGAUUAACCUUACUGUACAUAUCACUAUUUCUUUGUGAGUUGUGUAUUCUUUCUAUGAAAGCUUGAUGAUUGCUUGAAUCUUUAGUUGAACA